UCGCGACAAUGACUAUUCUCUACAAAUCAUAAAGAUAUUGGAACAUUAUAUUUUAUUUUUGGGGCUUGAGCUGGAAUAGUUGGAACUUCUUUAAGUUUACUAAUUCGAGCAGAAUUAAGUCAACCAGGUGUAUUUAUUGGAAAUGAUCAAAUUUAUAAUGUUAUUGUAACUGCUCAUGCUUUUAUUAUAAUUUUUUUUAUAGUAAUACCAAUCAUAAUUGGAGGAUUUGGAAAUUGAUUAGUUCCUUUAAUGUUAGGAGCUCCAGAUAUGGCCUUUCCUCGAAUAAAUAAUAUAAGUUUUUGAAUACUACCUCCUUCAUUGACACUACUACUUUCAAGUAGUUUAGUAGAAAAUGGGGCUGGGACUGGAUGAACAGUGUAUCCCCCUCUUUCAUCUGGAACAGCUCAUGCUGGAGCUUCAGUAGACUUAGCUAUUUUUUCUUUACAUUUAGCAGGAAUUUCAUCAAUUUUAGGUGCAGUAAAUUUUAUUACAACAGUAAUUAAUAUACGAUCUUCAGGAAUUACUCUUGAUCGAAUACCUUUAUUUGUUUGAUCAGUAGUAAUUACUGCAGUUUUAUUACUUCUUUCUUUACCUGUUUUAGCUGGUGCUAUUACUAUGUUAUUAACAGAUCGAAAUUUAAAUACUUCAUUCUUUGAUCCAAUUGGAGGAGGAGACCCAAUUUUAUAUCAACAUUUAUUUUGAUUCUUUGGACAUCCAGAAGUUUAUAUUUUAAUUCUUCCAGGGUUUGGAAUAAUUUCUCAUAUUAUUACUCAAGAAAGAGGAAAAAAGGAAACAUUUGGAACUUUAGGAAUAAUUUAUGCUAUAUUAGCUAUUGGUUUAUUAGGGUUUAUUGUUUGAGCUCAUCAUAUAUUUACAGUUGGAAUAGAUGUUGAUACACGAGCUUACUUUACAUCUGCUACAAUAAUUAUUGCUGUACCAACAGGAAUUAAAAUUUUCAGUUGAUUAGCUACUCUUCAUGGAACACAAUUAAACUAUACGCCUGCUUUAUUAUGAUCAUUAGGAUUUGUAUUUUUAUUUACUGUUGGAGGAUUAACAGGAGUUGUAUUAGCUAAUUCUUCUAUUGAUAUUGUUCUUCAUGAUACAUAUUAUGUUGUUGCUCAUUUCCAUUAUGUAUUAUCUAUAGGAGCUGUAUUUGCUAUUAUAGCAGGAUUUAUUCACUGAUAUCCUUUAUUAACAGGAUUAGUAAUAAACCCUACAUGAUUAAAGAUUCAAUUUACUAUUAUAUUUAUUGGAGUAAAUUUAACAUUUUUCCCACAACAUUUCUUAGGAUUAGCAGGAAUACCACGACGAUAUUCUGAUUUUCCAGAUAGUUACUUAGCAUGAAAUAUUGUUUCAUCAUUAGGUAGAACAAUUUCAUUAUUUGGAAUUGUAUUCUUUUUAUUUAUUAUUUGAGAAAGUAUAAUUUCUCAACGAACACCUUCAUUCCCUAUACAAUUAUCAUCAUCAAUUGAAUGAUAUCAUACUCUUCCACCUGCAGAACAUACAUAUGCAGAACUUCCAUUAUUAUCAUCUAAUU
Molecule: messenger RNA, 1537 nt
Organism: Culex quinquefasciatus (southern house mosquito)
Lineage: Eukaryota; Metazoa; Arthropoda; Insecta; Diptera; Culicidae
Source: the annotation of a RefSeq genome assembly